Molecule: messenger RNA, 1377 nt
Organism: Culex pipiens pallens (northern house mosquito)
Lineage: Eukaryota; Metazoa; Arthropoda; Insecta; Diptera; Culicidae
Product: splicing factor 3A subunit 2
Exons: 4
Coding region: 338-817 (159 amino acids)
Source: RefSeq, a predicted model, not a curated record
UCGUCUACUCCCUGAACAGAUACGGCGCGGGUUCGGGUUCGACUCUCGGUGCUGGUAGAACAGCGAGACGAAAAAAAAACCCAAUGUGACUAAUCUAGUGCGGAGAGCGCAAGCAAUCGUACGGCCUUUUGAUAGCGUCGAUUGCAUCGAGUUUGCUCAAGAAUUAGGACUUGAGUCAUCGCAGCAAAGAGUGUGCGGGAGAUCUUAUCGUGGAGGUAUUUUUGGACCAAUUAGAUACUUGCAGCUGGUGCGUAGCACGACCACCACUUGAAGUGUUUGAGCGUCGUCCAUUGAACAAGUGGUCUGGUCUGGUCAGCCACAGUCACCCCCCUUCACAAUGGACAUCUUCAUACCGAUUGUGAUCUGCUUCAUACUGUUUGUGUUCUUCACGCUGUGCGGCAUGUGCUGCAAGCGGCGUCGCGACGCAGGUGCCGUCAUUGCCACUCCGGUCGUUAUCACGUCCACCCAGCACCACGUAGGACCGUAUCCGGUGUCGCAAUCGGUGGCACCGCCGCUGACGGCCAGCCAGCAAGGAGUGGUCAUGCAGCAGCACGGAACGGGAACGGGAAUGUAUCCGAUGCCACAGGCGAUGCCGCAGCCGAUGCCAGGCUACAACCCGGCUGGACCGGGCUAUCCACCCCAACAGUCUCAGCUGCCGUACCCGCAGCACCCGCAGAUGCCGAUGCCGAUGCCCAUGCCCGGAGCGGUCCCACCGAUGGCGACCCAAGCGACGAUGAAUCCACCCAGUUACGACCAGGUCGUCACCGAGGGUUACGCCCGGCAGGCCCCCUUCAACCCCAACUACACCGGACAGUAAGCUCCGAUGGACGACGAAGUGUGUGUGUGCUGGAGAACUGACCAAGCAGCAGCAACCGACGCGAACAAACACUUACUUUACCAACUAAGGCCAUAUUAAUCCAACCAAGGACUAUAACUAAGUUAAGUUGAGACUCAUCCGUUUUUUUGCAACAUCAACAAAAAUGAACUUUUACACGUUAAAAUGUUUUCCACUACGUCACGCCUCGCUGUGAGCGAACUGAGAUGGAUUAUAAACCGAACCUAGUGUAACGAAAGGUGGUGAUCACAGCCCAGUACAUUAACUAAUAGAAUGGUGAUUAUCGAAAUCAGAGCAGUGCUUCUGUAAAUAUUUACUACGUUAGGAUGCUUAUUCAUAUUUCAACCAUAAGUGUUUCGUUUAAGUUACAACGCACAUUGAAUCCAUAGAUCAAAUCAAAAGAAGACUUUUCGUUUUGUCAACAGGAAUAAGAAUUCAGGUGCGAUGAAUCCUUGUGACGAUUGUUGUGCGAUAUAAAUGUGUAAACGAGAUUUAACAGUAUGAAAUAAAUGGAAUCACAAUGUUUUGUGAACUAAACUAAA